GUUAUUGCUAUGGCUCAAUAUUCAAGACCGAGGAUUUCUCAGAGCAUGAAGACGCAGUCUCCAAUGGUUGCAAUGGCCACAAACGACCCUCUUCCUCCGGGUUGGGAAAUUAAAAUUGAUCCACAGACUGGAUGGCCAUUCUUUGUGGAUCACAACAAUCGGAUAACUACAUGGAAUGAUCCAAGACACGAUGGUAAAAAGAUCAGCCCCACAUCCUCAAACGGGCCCUGUGUUCCCAUUGAGUCUUCUCCGCAGGACACCCAGAAGGGCUUUGUCAGAGAGAUGAAGCUCCCAGUUCUCCGCCCAGGCUAUGUCCCCAUUCCAGUGCACCAUGACAAUAUUGAACUCCGUCAGCCCUGCUUCUCCUAUGUCCAGCCAUCCACCUUACAGAACAUCAGAGCAGAGGGACGCACCCCGUCCCCUACGCCGACAAUGCACUGCCGGGCCCGAUCCCCAGUACACGUCAACUCAGACGGUUCCCUUGGUGAUUCCCACUGUACAUCUUACUCACCUGUUUCACAAGGACCAGAGAUUCAACGAAUGAGUCCAGACACAGUCCCACUCCACCAGCCCUCUCGACCCAGCAGCACUGGUCUCCAGGCAGGCUAUAUCCCCAUUCCAGUCAUACAUGAGGGGGCAGGAGGUGCAACACAGCCUCAGAUGAACCCCACGUAUCACUCCCAGUACUACCCUCCAACACACACGGAGUACCAGCCCUCCUACCACUGCCGGCAACCAGAGGAGUGGGCAAGUAUGCACCAUGGGCCCAUGUCAGCUCCUCGUGAUAACAGGAUACAUCGUGAGAGUGCCGUCCCUAUCCACAUCACACAGAGCCGUGACCUGCCAUCCCACAUGAGGGCCCAGUCACCAGUCAGAUCACAGGUCAUGGGAGAGAGGCCACAAGUCCAGCAUCACAUUACACAGAGAGAUGCUGCCCCUAAAAUCGAAAGGGAGUUUCCCAUCAGUCAAACUGUUCAGAGUGAGGAUGUUCAAAGACCGAUAGUUGGUACACAACAACUACAACCCCCGCCUCAGCCAGCUCAAACUCAGCAAGUACAACAGCAGCCAUCCCAGCAAACAACACAACAAGCAUUUCCCCAACCACAAUCACAACAAGCGUUUCAACAACCACCACAUCAAGUAUAUCAACAACCACUACAACAAGCGUUUCAGCAACCACAACAAUCGUUUCAACAGCCACCACAUCAAGCGUUUCAGCAACCACCACAACAAGCAUAUCAACAACCACCACAGUCACCACAACAAGCAUAUCAACAACCACCACAGUCACCACAACAAGCAUAUCAACCACCACCACAGCCAACACAACAAGCAUAUCAACAACCGCCACAGCCACCACAACAAGCAUAUCAACAACCACCACAGCCAACACAACAGCCCCAGCAGACUGCCAACAUCACCAUCCAAGUUCCAGACAAAUCAGAUCACCCGGAGCCAGUUGCUCCCCCACAAGAGGCUCCGUCAGCAAAAGCGGAGCCUGAUGUUUCAGCUGAACUGCCGCCCCCAAGUCAUCCAGGCCUGAUGAAAGUGCAGCGGAUUGUGGAGCGGGUGGACAAACUGGAAGAAGAGGUGAAGCAGUUCAAUGGCAAAAAGAAUGACAAAAAGUAUUUACUACUAGAGGAGCUGUUGACCAAAGAGCUACUAGCCUUGGACUCAGUGGAUCCUGAAGGGCGAUUGGAUGUACGUCAGGCAAGACGAGAUGGUGUGCGCAAAGUCCAGACCAUCUUGGAAUACCUAGAGACUCUAAACGAUCAGCCACCACCACCAGAGCCUGCACCUUCAACUAAGGGCUCCGUGGCCGAGGUCUCUGACCAAGAGCAGAAAGGCGAGCCGAGUAUGAUUGGCCAGGCAGAUGUGGAGAUGGCAAAGGAUAUAUCCUAAUGACUGAGGAGCCAAAGAGAUUGAAUGCAAGAAACUUGUCUUCUUGUCCACCUUCUUCUGCUUGUCACCCGCCAUCACUUGCUAUUUUACUGCUGCGAUUAAGUUGCAUGCUUAAAUUAUUUAAUGUUUUCUGCUCUCCGACAUUUAAUGUGAUUGGUUGCUGAGUGUUAUUCUGUCAUAUGAUGUAAAAGCAGUGUUGUUGCCUUUCACCAAGCUAAUUACCUUGUAGCAGGACCAUAGUGGUGACAGCUAUUCAGAAAUGAGAUUUAUUGAAGAGGCCUUCAGACAAAAGCAAGUAUUUGUUUUUGACACAGAUAAUUGCCUUUUGUCCUUUUAAGAAUUGAGUGGUGGCUGUGAAGCUUGAAUUCAGAACUAACAUGCCCAGAUUCUAUUUUUUGUUUGUGAAAGGGCUACUGGAUAAAAAAGGCUACUGGAUAAAAAAAAACCUCAACAGUUAGCCUGCACUCAGUUUUAUUCAAGUUCUUUAAAAGAGCAUCAUUUUCUAAAAAAUCAUCAUCACUUGAUCACUGGUGGAUUUGAUAUUACAUUAUGACCACAUUUAAAUUUGCUGUAUUUUUGUGGGGGAAUUGUUAUGUCAUAAAGUUGUCAUGUAUGUGGUAUUACAGUGCUACGCUCAGUUUGCCCAUCUCCUGCUGCUUCUCCCAAUGCCUGUUUUGUGAUAUUGCAACUUGUAUCACUAUAGUAUUGUAAUAAGUUUACAAAUGAAUAUUACUGUCAAUUAUAUUCAUAUUAAUUAUAAUAUAUUUUUACUUAAUAUUUUUGUGCCAAAAGUUUUUACAGUAUGAAGAUCUAUUGUAAAAGCAGUCCAUGGUGUCCAUGAAAAUGUGCAAAAAAUAAUAUAUGUGGACAAUAAAAAAAUAUAUAAACAUAUGUAAUUCAAAAUCUUGCAUUGUCACUGGUCAACAUGAGCCACAUUAUCUGCAUCAGCUAUCAGUGGCAAUGGUGUAACAAGGGAAUGCAGCAUUGGUUGCAGUGUGUCUGUGAAACUGUUCACAAUGUUCAUCACAGCUUAAAAGUUGCAAUUUGCAACAGAAUUGACAUCUUGAUGUCAUAAUUGCAUGGCUGUGAAUAAAAUGCAUCUGAAAAUGCUGAUGCCAUAAAGUG
Messenger RNA from Alosa sapidissima (American shad), 3027 nucleotides. It is a transcript of the gene bag3, whose product is annotated as BCL2 associated athanogene 3. Bases 10 to 1902 code for a protein of 630 amino acids. The record is from RefSeq and is a predicted model, not a curated record. NCBI's taxonomy places the organism in Eukaryota, Metazoa, Chordata, Actinopteri, Clupeiformes, Clupeidae. The transcript has 4 exons. Gene Ontology annotation, biological process: protein stabilization; negative regulation of striated muscle cell apoptotic process; muscle cell cellular homeostasis. Gene Ontology annotation, cellular component: cytosol; cytoplasm; nucleus. Gene Ontology annotation, molecular function: adenyl-nucleotide exchange factor activity; protein-folding chaperone binding.